UCUCAUUCGAUAAAUAUUAAUGAUCCACCCAAUAAUAUCCUUCUUUUGCAGUCAAGGGUUUUAGGGUUUUUCUUCUUCGUUAGUUUGCAGCACCAAAGUCGAAAAUGGUGAAGGGACGCCAAGGAGAACGUAUUAGACUCUAUACUAGAGGAACAGUUCUUGGAUACAAGAGGUCGAAGUCGAAUCAGUAUCCAAACACAUCGUUGGUCCAGAUCGAGGGUGUGAACACUAAGGAAGAAGUAGAUUGGUACUUGGGGAAGCGUAUGGCCUAUAUAUACAAGGCGAAAACAAAGAAGAAUAACUCUCAUUACCGCUGCAUUUGGGGUAAAGUUUGUAGGCCUCAUGGAAACAGUGGGGUUGUUAGAGCUAAGUUCACGUCCAAUCUGCCACCAAAAUCCAUGGGAGCCAAAGUUAGAGUUUUCAUGUACCCAAGCAACAUAUAAGCAAGGUAUUGAAUCGAGGCUUGCUUGGACGCCCGACAUUUGUCUCUCAAGGUCAUUAGUGAUUAAGGACUAGAAUUUUUAGAUAUUGUUGGACAUAAAUUGUUUUGGGCUGCGGAGUUACAUUGUUAUCCUUUUUGUUUUUCAUGUACUGGGAAAUACCGAGGAGUGGACAUCUGAUUAGAAUUUGUCUAAUUUUGUUCUUGGAGUUUAUUUGGUUAUCUUUGCUCUUAAA
This is a messenger RNA of Lycium ferocissimum, 675 nucleotides long. RefSeq names its product large ribosomal subunit protein eL33y-like. The transcript is spliced from 5 exons. NCBI's taxonomy places the organism in Eukaryota, Viridiplantae, Streptophyta, Magnoliopsida, Solanales, Solanaceae. Gene Ontology annotation, molecular function: structural constituent of ribosome. Gene Ontology annotation, biological process: ribosomal large subunit biogenesis; cytoplasmic translation. Bases 105 to 443 code for a protein of 112 amino acids. Gene Ontology annotation, cellular component: ribosome; cytosolic large ribosomal subunit. The record is from RefSeq and is a predicted model, not a curated record.